GGAGCGGGGAGCCACUGCCCGCGCCCUGCGCGCUAGCAUCCUCCGGGUUCCCAGCCCCGGGUGCUGAGCUCGCCGCUAUAAAUAGCAGGUUACAGCUUCUGCUUGGGCGCACACGCUCUCGCUGGAGAACGCAGGAAAGUCAGCCCGAAAGUGUCUGCCGCUGCUGUCGCCCCCUACUCAGCCUCUGAGAGAGAACCCAAAGAAAUGGUGUCACCUGUCAAGAGAACCGCUGUGUUUUAUGAAAACUCAGACCAAGAGCCAUUAAAACCAAUGAAACAAUAAGCCAAGAUCCAAGUUGUUGAGGAACACAACACAUAUCAGAAUUUCACAGUGGGAUAUUAGUGUGAAGACACAUCGACAUUAAAUCAGAACCCUUUAUCUGGUACUAUUUGGACAACACACUGUGGAUAAUAAGUCAGUUGUGAGGUGGAUCAUGGAAAUCAAAGACGAAGGAACUUCAGAAGAAGGCCAGCAUUUUCUUCCUGCAGCUCAGGCGAUUGACCCUGAGGACACUCAGUUCACAAGCAUCCAGAAGAUUCCCAAUGAGCCACAGUUGGAAUUCAUCCUUGCUUGCAAGGAUCUCGUGGCUCCUGUCUGUGAUCGGAAGCUGAACACAGCAGUGCAGAUCUCAGUAAUCCACCCUGUGGAGCAGACCCCGACGAGGUACUCCAGCACGGAAAUUGUGGAGGGAACAAAAGACCCACUGUUCUUGACGGGUGUCACAUUCCCAUCUGAGUACCCCAUCUAUGAAGAGACUAGAAUAAAACUGACAGUCUAUGAUGUCAAGGAUAAGUCUCACGACACUAUUCGAACCAGUGUCCUUCCAGAGCACAAGGACUCCCCUCCGGAAGUUGGGAGGCGCUUCCUGGGCUCUGCCAGUUUUCAAGUUGGGGAACUGCUGAAGUCCAAGGAGCAGCUGCUGUCUCUGAGCCUGAGAACCUCAGAUGGUGGCAAAGUGGUUGGGACCAUAGAAGUCAGCCUCGUGAAGAUGGGGGAGAUUGAGGAUGGGGACACGGACCACAUCACGACAGAUGUGCAGGGACAAAAGUGUGCAGUAGCAUAUGAAUGUACAGCACCAGACAGUGUGAGUGGAAAGGACAACUUGCCUUUAUUAAAUGCAGUGCUGAAGAACCCUGUGUGUAAGUUGUACAGAUUCCCCACGUCUGACAAUAAGUGGAUGCAGAUUCGCGAGCAGAUGUCAGAGAGCACUCUUUCCUUUCAUAUUCCCAAGGAACUGAUCUCCCUUCACAUAAAGGAAGACUUGUGCAGAAACCAGGAGUUAAAAGAACUUGGUGACCUGUCUCCACACUGGGACAACCUACGGAAAAAUGUCCUUACUCACUGUGAUCAAAUGGUGACUAUGUACCAAGAAAUUUUGACAGAACUCAGCAAGGAAACAGGGUCCUCUUUCAAGUCCAGCAGCAGCAAAGGAGAGAAAACUUUAGAAUUUGUUCCAAUAAAUCUACACUUGCAACGGAUGCAAGUACACAGCCCUCACCUCAAAGAUGCUCUCUAUGAUGUCAUCACCGUGGGAGCCCCAGCUGCCCAUUUUCAGGGAUUCAAGAAUGGUGGUCUUCGAAAACUACUCCAUAGAUUUGAGACAGAGAGAAGAAACACCGGCUACCAGUUUAUUUACUAUUCACCUGAAAACACAGCGAAGGCAAAGGAAGUCCUCAGCAACAUCAAUCAGCUGCAGCCUCUCAUAGCAACCCAUGCAGACCUGCUGCUCAGCUCUGCCAGCCAGCAUUCUCCAGACAGCUUGAAGAGUUCGUUAAAGCUGCUCUCAGAAAAAACUGAGCUCUUUGUACACGCCUUCAAGGAUCAGCUGGUCAGGAGUGCUCUUUUAGCCCUCUACACUGCACGGCCAGGAGGCAUCCUGAAGAAACCCCCCUCUCCUAAGGACAGCGCGGAGGAGACCAGUCCCCAGGAUGAGCCCCCUCAGCUGAGAAGACAGGACUCCAUACCACAUCAUUCGGACUAUGAUGAAGAGGAGUGGGAUAGGGUGUGGGCCAACGUGGGGAAGAGCCUGAACUGCAUUAUCGCUACUGUCGACAAACUGAUUGAGAGUGACAGUCACCACAAAGAAGCUGGCGGAGGCGGCACCAGCAAAGAUGGAGACACGGAACCUUCCCUGGAGGAGUCCAUCACACCUCACCCAAAGGAGGACUGGUAUGAGCAGCUACACCCCCUCAUCCUUACCCUGAAGGAGUGCAUGGGAGAGGUGGUGAGCCGUGCUAAGCAAUGCCUGACGUUUGUGCUGCUUCAGGAACUAGCCUACAGCCUGCCCCAGUGUCUGAUGCUGACCCUGAGAAGAGACAUCGUCUUCAGUCAGGCGCUUGCAGGACUGGUAUGUGGUUUUAUCAUCAAAUUGCAUACAAGUCUACAUGAUCCCUACUUCCUACAGCAGCUUCACACAGUGGGCUUGAUAGUACAGUAUGAAGGACUACUAAGUACCUAUAGUGAUGAAAUCGGAAUGCUAGAGGACAUGGCCGUUGGCAUUUCAGAUUUGCGGAAAGUAGCAUUUAAAAUAACUGAAGCCAAGUCUAGUGAUGACCUACCUGUUCUCACAGGAAGGCGUGAACACUAUGUGGUAGAGGUCAAGCUUCCAGCUACAGUAUUUGAGUCACUCCCUCUGCAGAUUAAAGAAGGCCAGUUGCUUCAUGUGUAUCCCGUUCUGUUUAAUGUUGGAAUCAACGAGCAGCAGACUCUUGCUGAGAGGUUUGGUGAUGUUUCUUUGCAAGAAAGUAUCAAUCAAGAAAAUUUUGAACUUGUUCAAGAAUAUUAUUCAAUAUUUAUGGAAAAGAUGCCUCCUGACUAUAUUUCACAUUUUCAAGAACAAAAUGAUUUGAAAGGAUUGUUGGACAAUCUCCAUCAAAAUAUUCAAGCCAAGAAAAGAAAGAACGUAGAAAUCAUGUGGCUGGCAGCAACAAUUUGUCGCAAGCUCAAUGGUAUUCGCUUUACCUGUUGUAAAAGUGCCAAAGACAGGACAUCGAUGUCAGUGACCCUGGAACAGUGCUCCAUCCUGAGAGAUGAGCAUCAACUGCACAAGGACUUUUUCAUCCGAGCCUUGGACUGCAUGAGAAGAGAAGGAUGCCGUAUAGAGAAUGUACUGAAGAAUAUCAAAUGCAGAAGGUAUGCUUUCAACAUGCUGCAGCUGAUGGCUUUCCCCAAGUGCUACCGACCUCCAGAAGGCACUUACGGAAAAGCUGACACCUAAGUUUACCAACAUGGAAACAAACAGGAGUACAGCUACUGCUUGGAAGAUCUCCACUUCUGUCUUUUUUGACUUUUAUUGAUAUGAGUUUGUGGAGUGAGGUACUCCUGGGUGUCACUCAUAUCAAAACCAACACAUCACUCAUUAAGAGAGCGACCCCACACCGCUAUGUCCGGUCUCUUUUCUCCUUUGUGUUAACUCUAACUGGUUGGGGUUAGUUCAGAAAGUGCAAUUCCAUUCAUAGGGUAUUUAAAUUAAACAAAACAUGUCUUGAGGAAACAAGGUGACUCCCGUGGUGCCAGAGGUGCCUCAGCGAAUGAGUGCCACACUCCAUCUAAACUGUAGAGAGGAGCUAGCGAAGUGACUGAGUUCACAGGAGGCUGCUUCAGAGUCUUGACUGCAGACGGCCUCACAGCCCACCUUACUGUGCUUCAUGAAAUGCAUGCAUAGUAAAUGCAAUCAGGUAACAUGAACCCAAAGAUGUGCGCAAACAUAUCUGCAAGCCAUAUCAUCCAGUUCAUAUGAGAUUCCACCGUCUAUGCUGUAGAUGAAAGUGUGGUUACAGCCACGAGCUAUAACAUAAAACCACGGAUCUUUGAAGAACUCUGCUGGGGGCUGAGAAACCCACCUAGGGACACAGCAGCAUGGCACUUUUAAUGGUGCAAUGGGAAAAGACUUCAAGGAACUAAAAUUGCAGAGAAAUUUAAGAAUAGUGUCCUCUGGUACCCUAAAUGAAAAUCCCCAGGAAUUUGAAUUUUAUUUAGAAAAAGUCAUAGAAGUGAGAGACAUUCUGUGUCUUAGUGUGUGAGUUUGUAGUCUAUCAUAUGCCAAUAUAUUUGGAAUAGGGAACCUUAUAACAUACAUGAGUCAUAAGCAGUGAUAAAUUUACACAGCAAUUUUAGUUAAUCAGGAUUUCAAAUUUGUCCUUAUAGAAAAAUACCCCCAUAUAUAAAGUUGCAAAUGUUCCAAAUUAGUGGUUUCCUUACCGAGCACAUUGUGUAAGACAGCCAUUCAAAGAAUUGAGUAAAUCAAGGCAUCUCCCUUAGAUGACUGCAGAAGAGCAAACACAACCACCCUUACCAUCUAGUUCUUGAACUUCCUACCCUGUGACGUCUGUCUCCUCCAGAUCACUACACUAGCUGUGUAUGAAAAUUCACAGAGGAAAGUCAAGUGGAAAUUAGGAAUUCUCACUGGAGUUGGUGCUCAGAGCUAAGCAAUAUGUGCAAAUUCUGUAUUCCUCCAGUUCUGACUGGAAAAUGCUGUCCAAAGCAUGUUUCUCCUCUGAGGACACUAGAGGGUCCCUACAGAGACUCCUCUUUGUUAUCACAUCAGUCAAGGGUUGUACUGUGUGUUUUUACAGGUCACAUGGUAGCUCUUGGUCCAUCGUUCAAGGGUGGUAUUCUGUGGUUUUACAGGUAAGAGGGUAGCUCUUGGCCUAGGAUGAUAGCUGUAAACGUUUUCCAGAUAGAUCUCUAGUCCCAUGUUGAGUUUUCAAAAGUCUGAAAAAGAUGAUAUUUCAGCUAAUGGCCUGUGACUAUUGCCAAACUGUUUGUAGCCUUUAAGUAAGAAAAAAAAAAGCAUCUACAAAUGGAAAUAAUUGUCUUAGUGUUGUGAGAGCUAGUCUUAUUUCAGUGAUUAAUGUAAUCUUUUAAUUGUUGGGUUUUUAACUAGGUGAUAGGAUUUCUGGUUAUUCUCAUUUACUGUAUAGAGUUUAAGAUAAAAAGAGUUGUGAUGACAGAGGUUUUGUGUCUAGCGCUGAGCUUUUCUUAGUAUCUUCAGGGGUGAUAUGCAUCCCAGGAUAUUUUAUAUGAUUUUUAGUUCAUAAAUAUUUUAUAAACAAUAAUUUUUGUUUAUAUAUUUUUAUAAAUUAACCACCUUAACUCAAAUAUACUAAAUAUUUAUUAACUGGAAAGCCUAUAGUAAGGUUUUCCGGUUUUGUGUGACUUUUCAGAGGACAUUUUUUCUUUGUCGAUGAAUGCUAUACAGAAAUACCAAAGUGAGACAUGUCUAUACUGUGCAUGCCAAAUGAACUUUUCUCGGCUGACAGCAUCAGCAUCAUUUCCUACGGGAAACUUGCACCUGUACACCCUUCCAAUAGAGGAUCUUACCAAGGAAAUUCUUAUUUCCUAAGCAUGAUUCUUCCUAUCCAAAUGCACUCAGACAACCACUUAAUGAUUCAUCAUUGCUAAGACUUUCAGCAUCAAACCAUAAAUGAAAUGUUUUUAAACAUCCCUUGUGCAAACACAGGCACAGUCACCUAGUUCUGUCACCUGCCAUCAUACUGUUCUAUCCGUAUUUUUACUCUCACUGAAAAUCUGUAUCGCAGGUAUAUCUAGGGAGAGUACAUUGAGUCAAACAACUUAUCAAGAAAAUGACAUUUCUAAACAAUGCAGUCUUCUUUCUCACAAAUAAGACUUUCUCCUACUCUCAUCAAAUGCAGGUAUGAAUUCUGCAUUAACUAUUUACAGAGCACCAGGAGAAACAUACUUAAAGCACAACAUGAUAAAGCCAUGAUCAUUAUCCAAAGGUCUAGAGUGUGUGCAUGUCCUCCAGACAGCUAAAUAUACACUUGAGAAAUCUUAUUGAAGCAGAGCCGUAUUUGUGUAUACUGGUUCACUGAAUUCCCACCUCUGCUUUCUUCCUAAAUAUUGCCUUGAGUUUACCCACACACUGCUUAAAACAUCUUCUAGAUGCUAACAUUUGGGUCAGUGUGGUAAUCCAUGAUGUAGCUGAUGAAUUAUAUAAAAUCAGGCAACUCCCCAGUCAGGGCCGUACUGCAUAUGGCCACUAGUCACUCACAAUACUCAUGGCUCUGACAAACUGUGGCUCCUUGAGAGCUGGCAUUUAUUGGAUGAUACACUCACCCUUUCACAUGUUAGGUGGUUUGCAUUAAGUAGAACUCCAAACAGGAAAGGGGGAAACAAACAUGAUUUUUUUCCAAUCAAAUCAAAUCCCUCCCAAUGUAAAGAUACUGUAGCAAGAGACAUUCUCCCAGGUGUGCCCAAACUGGCCCUAGUUGACUCAAGAGAAGCAGUCAUUGACUUUUCAAGAAUUGUACAGUUUAAUUGCUGCACAGUCUCAUGGCUAACCAUAAGAUGUGAAAUGAAUUUAUUAAAAGUAAAGAUGACCAUCAAAGCUUACAACUUCCUGGAUUUUUUAAAAACCAGAUUUUGCAGUUUAACCCACUUCUAAAUGUACUUGGCUCUGGUGGUCCUUCACUGUGCAAAUACUGUAUUGAUAAUACGCAACUGUGAAUCUCCUGAACACAAUGUUCAUAUCUUGUGAUCAGUCACUGUGGGAACAUUUACACCACAGAAACUGACAAGUUCUAUAACCUAGGAUGUUUGUAUCCUGAAACAACAGUUGUUAAGCAUUUACUAGUGUAUGGCUCAGUACCACUAAAACUUGCUUCUCCAGAAAAUAAAUUUUUGGAGGGAGGUUACAAUUAUUAGAAUGGGCUUUAAAUGAAAGUAAUCUUUAAUCAGAUGACUAUAAUUUUAUGUUGGAUUUUAUUAUCAUUAAUGAAAUCUGUGUGUCUAUACAGUGGAGUGGAAACAUUUUAUUAGUAAUCAUAAUUACUAAUAUUAAUCAUCGUAAUAAUUAUUAGAGGGAUGAGUUUUAAAACUAUCAGUAAAUGUGCUGCAAGUGACCCUUAACAACAUAGCCUUAUUGUAAAUAAUUUCGGGACUUAAGUCAGGAAAAUGUUGUUAAUCAUAACAUCAAUAAAAUACACUCCGUCUCACUUUCUAAACAUAGGAUUAUGGCUUUGCUGAGAGCGAAACAGAACCGUAUCACUAUCCAGUGUUAAGUAAGUUAAACACAGUUGAAGCCCAGACUGUUUGAUUAAAUGAAUUAAACUCUGGCAAUAUGCUAAGACAACCCAGAUAUAGAUAUCUGAUUCCUAAAUGCCAUUUAUUUUAGUUCAAUGUGAGGGACAUAUUAUGUAAUCUUAUAUGGACUAAAUUAACUUCGGGGGUGUCAAGACAUGGUUUGUCUUUUCACACAUGUUAAGAAAUCUUGUUUAAGAGACUGAUCAUCAGGGCGGAGGGAGACAGGUAGAGUGGAGAGAGGUAGGUGAGGCAGGGAGGCAGGAAGACUGGGCACAAAACAGUGCCACUACCUAGGAGCUGUGUACAGUGUGCACUCCUCACAAUGGAAAAUAAUAUUCAAUUUGCUAAGAACUAGCAUGGUUGAUUGACAGGUUUAACAUACACAUAUACUCAUCCAGCCCAUAUCCAAUCUGUGUAAGCUAUGCCCCCUAUAUUUAUGAUAUUAGCUUUAUAAAUAAAAUGACUUUGUGUAGUUAACCUUCUCUUUCUCUGACAGCUUGAAAUUAGAAUUUUUAUUGCACCUUUCCAUGCAAAGAUUCAAACACUGUCUUUAAAAAUAUAAAGAUAAAAAUCAACAUUUUAGAUAAAACACAAUGUACCCGUUAAUAUGAAGUUAAGGAACGGGUAUUUGCACUCUCUUCCUGAGCAACGAGGCAUGUUAAUUUCUCUUAGAAUUUUAUUUCUAAGACUACAAAAUACAUCACUUAUGCUUCUGAGCUAAGAGACCCAGAUAAUGCCUAACUAGAAAAGGGAGACAUAUAAGGUAAUAUUAAUAUCUCAAAUGGUAGAACCAGUUGUUUUUCCUGAACUUGGAUUCUUACUCAGGUGUGCAUAUUUAAAGUCCAGACUUUAGCUCCCAAGAGCAGGGAUAUUAGGAAAAUGUUUCUGCCCUUAAGUCAUGUGCUGUAGGCAUACACCAGUACACUCUAUCUCUCGGUAACACUGGUCUUUAAACAAGGAGGUAUAUACCAUUCUACACUGGAAGAAUGUCUACAAAGAUUUCAUACUAUUCCUGUGUAUAAAGGGGCACAAUGUGUCGGUAUGGCUUUUUUGAUGCAGGCUCUAGAGGCUGAAUUUUGGCCAAUAUGCCUAUAAUAUCUGUAUAUUUAUUGGAAUUAUUUAUAUCACCAUCAAGAUCAUAACCUGUCUGUGUUGAGCCUUCACACUUUUCAAAUGGCAGAGCUGUUAUUUAUCUGCUCACGCCAUCCUUUCUACGCACACUUUCUUGUGUGAACAUUUUAUCUUUUACUUUCAUGCAUUUUCAGAUUCGUGAGGUAUUCGUUUGAAAGGUUGGCACUUGCUUUCUUUUUAUGUUAAAUAUGUACCCUAGAUAAACCAAUAUUGUGUAUUCCCAGGAAAUGAACCACAAAUAGAUAGAUCACUUUAUAUUAGCAUUUGAUGAAUUAUCACAUUUGUUUUUAUUUUGUGUAAGUCAUAUUCAUUAUGCACUGUAUGUAUAUUUUUGUUGAAAUAAAUAUGGUUUUAUUUUUA
Messenger RNA from Mesocricetus auratus (golden hamster), 8535 nucleotides. RefSeq names its product inositol polyphosphate-4-phosphatase type II B (gene Inpp4b). The coding region runs from base 434 to 3217 and encodes 927 amino acids. The transcript has 26 exons. Gene Ontology annotation, molecular function: phosphatidylinositol-3,4-bisphosphate 4-phosphatase activity. Lineage: Eukaryota; Metazoa; Chordata; Mammalia; Rodentia; Cricetidae. Gene Ontology annotation, cellular component: cytoplasm. The record is from RefSeq and is a predicted model, not a curated record.